This is a messenger RNA of Salvia splendens (bonfire salvia), 1239 nucleotides long. RefSeq lists its product as uncharacterized. NCBI's taxonomy places the organism in Eukaryota, Viridiplantae, Streptophyta, Magnoliopsida, Lamiales, Lamiaceae. The coding region runs from base 1 to 1239 and encodes 412 amino acids. Gene Ontology annotation, molecular function: catalytic activity. The record is from RefSeq and is a predicted model, not a curated record. The transcript has a single exon.
AUGGAGCCGUUUACAGACCCCAACCCGGAGAAAUUCUCUAGGGCAUUGGGGCUAGUGUUUAAAGGCUCUAAUAAUAAUGGAAAAAUUUGGAUUUUUGUUGAGGAGGGCGCCAACUUUGUUGUGGAAGAGGACUCGGAUCAAAUGCUCUACGGCCGUUUCCUUUCUCCUCGCCUUGAAAGACAUAUUUCAGUCUCGGCUAUCUACGCGAAGUGCUCACGGACGAGAAGAUACCACCUUUGGGAUAAGUUGAGGGAGAUUGCGGUCAUCACCGACGGAACACCUUGGAUCGUCGGCGGGGACUUCAACACUAUUCUAUCCCCACAUGAGAGAGUUGGGAGCGACACCAACCGGCAAGCUGAGAUGAUUGACUUCGCCGAGAUAAUUGUAGAUUGCAGGCUUCUUGACCCGGGGUUCGACGGAUCGGACUACACGUGGGCAAAGAAAGGACUUAUGGAGAGGCUCGAUAGAAUUUUGGUGAAUGAUGCUUGGCCACAGGUUUUCGAGGCAACGAGGGUUACUAACCUCCCACGCGUCUCAUCGGAUCAUGGGCCGGUCUUGGCAAGAUGUAGAUGUCCUAAUCGGCAGCCAGGAGGAAAGGCCUUCCGAUUCCAAAACAUGUGGAUCCGCCAUGAGGGCUUCUUGGAUACUGUACGCAAUACUUGGAACCAGCCUACGGAGGCCGAGGGAUUGCUUAAUCUUCAAAUCAAGCUUGCGCGAACAAAAAAAAUGCUCAAACUUUGGAAUAAGGAAGUCUUUGGAAAUAUACAUGCAAAUCUAAAGGAAAUGGAAGAUAAGGUGGCUGAGGCCCAAAGUGAGUUUGAAAUAAACCCGUCGGGCGAAAACAGAGCCUUGGUAAACAAGCUCAUUGCCAAUUACAUCCUUCUCCUCAAAAUGGAGGAAGACUAUUGGAGACAAAAAGCGGCCCUCCGAUGGCUAGCGGAUGGAGACAAAAACACAAGGUUCUAUCAAAGCUGGGUUAAACAGAAGAGGAUUCGAUUGCGGAUUCAUAGAAUAUCCGUGAAUGGAGUGGAAAUCACUGGGGAGGAAGAGAUCAAGAACUCGGCGGUUGAUUUCUACAAGAACCUCCUAGCACCUCCACCCUUGGCCCUCGGCGUGCCGGACUUUAGUUUGAUCCGCCAGCUCCCACCUUCGGAACAACUCCGGGAUCUUCCUACACCACCUGAGGGGGAUGAAAUUAAGCGAGCUGUGUUUGAUAUAUCUGGGGAUAGUGCACCAUGA